CACAUAAACAAGUCCGAAGAACAUUAUUGUGUGGACUUCCCCUUUAAGAGUUAUUUAUUAACACUCUCAGUGCUGUGACCUCUGCCUGGGAAGUUUUGCGGAUAUUACAUCACUACUCCUCAAGUUUACACGACUUACAGGGACUAUGGAAGGAUACCUGUCAUACAAUGGACAUAAAGGCCUACCUCCAGAGAGUGAAUUUGACGUACUGUAAACCUCCUUCCCUCUCAGCAUUGCGGGAAUUACACCGCCACCAUGUACACUCUGUGCCCACGGAAAGUCUCAGCAUACACAGUGGGGAAAAAAUUAUCCUGGACUUUUCAUGGAUAUACGACAAAAUUGUUGUAAGACGACGAGGUGGUUUCUGUUAUGAGAACAAUGGUCUUUUCUUAUGGGUGCUACAGCAACUGGGCUACCACCCAAAAGUGCUUGCAGCCAGGGUAAAGAACCGAAUAAUCAAAAUUUAUGGCCCACCAUUUGACCACAUAAUAUUGACAGUAGAACUAGAAGGAAGAAGAUGGCUUUGUGAUGUUGGUUUUGGGGAAGGAAUCAUUGAGCCAAUUCCCCUGGAGGAUGGAUGGGAAGAGGAGCAGGACAGCGGUGUGUAUCGAUUACGUGUAGAAGGAGAUGAGUGGUUUAUGGAGAGGAAGGAGGAGGAAGCCUGGAGAAGUCUCUUCAGGUUCACCCUAGAGGAGAGGACAUUUGAUGACUUCCGGGAGAUGUGUGAAUAUCACCAGACAUCACCAAGCUCAAUAUUUUUCCAAAAAUCCUUCUGUUCCCUACAGCUCCCAUGUGCAAGACUGACGUACAUUGGGCGCCAGCUGAUUCAUACUGAGUACACCAAGGGAGGUGGAAGUGUGAAGACCACUCAGGAACUCACGGAGGAGGAGAUCCCUGGAUUACUUAGAGAUAAAUUUGGUUUUGUCCUAAGUGGAAAACUAAAACCGAAGGAUGAAGAUAUUUUGAUCCCCAAAAAAUGCUAAAAAAUGUGGCAGUUCCCAUAGCAUCUCAUACACGAUCAAGAAGGUUCUCACCAAAUCCAUAAUGCUAGGUCAAAAGAACGUGGUAUGCAGCAUUUUUUGUUCUGGCAAACCACGAUUGAGGGCAACUCUGCCAGAUGGUCCAUAGUUCCAGUACUGUGCCCCAUUUCAGCCUCAGGGUGAAGAAGGGGGGGGGGGGGUAGUGCUUUGGGGGCAAUGGAUGCAAAAGAUUCAGCUUGUUUUUUCUGCCGUUCCUAUCAUGGACAGCUCCAGCCUUAUCGAUCAUGAUUCUCUUCUAGAUUUUCCCAACCAAGUCAGAAGUUGCCACUUAAGGUGGCCAUACAUUAUCAAUAUGAGUGAGCCAGAUGAGGGUUAUGCCGCUGCAAGAUAGCUCUGGUGGUGACUUAUCAAUCCCAAAUCAACAGGGUCAUACAGCUAAAAUCAAACAGGCCCGACCCUUCCCUCCCCAAGCAUAAUCUGCCGGGGGAGAUUUGGGAGGCCACCAUAUACUUUGAACAGUCCACCCCAUUACGUUAUACAAAAUUAUAUAUCGUUAGUGCUGCCCUGCUUGAACUGGAACUUUUUGCAUUUCUUCUGCAAUUUUGUGGUAGAAUAAUUACCUCUACACAAUCCGUUUUAUGUCUUUUUAGUUUAUCACGUGACCCUUAUUAUUACUACGGUACUCUUGACAGAAUUAUUCUCUAUAAACUGACAUUCCAGGUUAUCAUCUUUUUCACUACCCUUAUGACUUUGAUAGCCCAUACUAACCCUUUUUUUCUAUUUACAGACGGAGCUUGAGGACGGUCGAUCGUUCACCAAAACAUUGCAUUUACGCAUUUUAUGGCGGUUUUACCAUACUUCUUGUCUAGUUGUGCAAUGGAUUGAUACAAGAAGCUGAAAAAUGUCCGCAGGCCAGAAAGACAAUAUUAGAAUCUGGAGGUGAGGCCUCAUGUUCGUGCCCAUUGCGGUGCCCUGGCUUUUGAAUAUUAUAUUAUCUCUGGGAGAGCUGCUUGGUUAACCGCUGGGGCCCCCGACAAUCUCGAGAACAGGAACCUAAUUCUCUCAUCGCAAUGGUGCCACACAUGCAUGACCCUGCUUCAUUCAUUCAUUACCUACAGGAGCAGUAGGGCAGCCUAACCCUGUACAGGCUGUCAGGCAGCUCCCAUAGAGAAUGUAUCAACCUUCUCGAGCAAUCGGAGCACUUACAGCAGAACUACCUUUUCAGCCUUAAUGAAUCAACUGCUGUCCCAUAUUAAUUCGAAUUAACCCAGAGAUGACUGUGGCCCUCCAGAUGUUGCAAAACUUCAACUCUGGCAUGCUUGGAAUUGAAGUUUUACAACAUCUGUAGGGCCACAGUUUUUGACCAUCUACACUAAGCAGGGCACAUCCCUUAUCGCAGUUCCAUUCAUUCUCCAUGGACUUUGACUAUUGCUCUGUACUAUAUUUGGAAGUUCCAUCAAGAGUAAAUGAGCAACGGCUGAGUAUGCAUGCUCUGUAUAUCAGUGCUUCCCAACCAAGGUGACUUCAGCUGUUGCAGAACUACAACU
Molecule: messenger RNA, 2527 nt
Organism: Hyla sarda
Lineage: Eukaryota; Metazoa; Chordata; Amphibia; Anura; Hylidae
Product: arylamine N-acetyltransferase 2-like
Exons: 2
Coding region: 168-983 (271 amino acids)
Molecular function (GO): acetyltransferase activity
Source: RefSeq, a predicted model, not a curated record